Molecule: messenger RNA, 1633 nt
Organism: Saprolegnia diclina VS20
Lineage: Eukaryota; Oomycota; Saprolegniomycetes; Saprolegniales; Saprolegniaceae
Product: signal recognition particle subunit SRP54
Exons: 1
Coding region: 54-1574 (506 amino acids)
Biological process (GO): SRP-dependent cotranslational protein targeting to membrane; SRP-dependent cotranslational protein targeting to membrane, translocation
Cellular component (GO): cytosol; signal recognition particle, endoplasmic reticulum targeting
Molecular function (GO): GTP binding; 7S RNA binding; ATP hydrolysis activity
Source: RefSeq, a predicted model, not a curated record
GGCGACCACGUCAGCCAAACACAAGCGAAAGAGGAAGUCGUCGAAGCAGCAGCAUGGUCCUCGCGGAGCUCGGGACGAAGAUCCAGUCGGCGCUCGUGCGUCUCAGCAGCACGUCGACCGUCGACGACGAGACGCUCAACAUGGUCCUCAAGGAGAUCUGCGGCGCGCUCCUCGAGUCCGACGUCAACGUGCGCCUCGUGCAGCAGCUGCGCACCAAGGUCAAGGCCGCCAUGGACCUCAAGGACGGCGUGGCCGCCAACCGCCCAAACAUCAUCCAGAAGGCAGUCUUUGACGCGCUCGUGUCGAUGCUCGAGCCGCAGACGGCGCCGUACAAGAUGAAGAAGGGCCAGUCCAACGUCGUCAUGUUUGUGGGUCUCCAAGGCUCGGGCAAGACGACGACGAUCGCCAAGUACGCACAUUAUUACCGGGGCAAGGGCUGGAAGACGUGCAUGGUGUGCGCCGAUACGUUCCGCGCCGGUGCUUUCGAUCAGCUCAAGCAGAACGCAACGAAGCUGCAGGUCCCGUUCUACGGCAGCUACACGGAGGCCGAUCCUGUGCGCAUUGCGCAGGAAGGUGUUGCGCAGUUCCGCGCCGAGCACUACGAGAUCAUCAUCGUCGAUACGAGUGGUCGCCACAAGCAAGAGUCGGACCUCUUUGCCGAGAUGCAGGAAGUCUACGACGUCGUGAGCCCCGACGACGUUGUCUUUGUCAUGGACUCGACGAUCGGCCAGGCCGUCCAUGACCAAGCGACCGCGUUCAAGGACGCGGUGCCCGUCGGUAGCGUCAUCAUCACGAAGCUCGAUGGCCAUGCCAAGGGCGGUGGUGCCAUGAGUGCAGUCGCGGCCACUGACGCAGCGAUCACGUUUUACGGUACCGGCGAGCACUUUGCGGAUUUCGAGCCGUUCAACGCGUCGUCGUUUGUGAGUCGGCUCCUCGGGCGCGGUGACAUCAAGGGCCUCAUGGAAGAAGUCAAGGCGAGUGGCAUGCUCGACAACCAAGAGGAGAUGGUCAAGAAGUUCCAGAAGGGCAUCUUUACGCUCCGCGACAUGUACAACCAGUUUCAGUCGGUCAUGAAGAUGGGCCCGCUCUCCAAGGUCAUGGAGAUGAUCCCGGGCAUGUCGGGAAUGCUCGGCAACAUGCUCAAGGGCGGCGGCGAGGAAGGCGGGACUCGCAUGCUCAAGCGCUUCCUCUACAUGAUGGACAGCAUGACGGCCGCCGAGCUCGACGGCGUCGUGCAGUUGACGCCCGAGCGCCAGCUGCGCGUCGCCAAGGGCUCGGGCUGCAAGCCGGCCGAAGUCGACUUUCUCCUCAAGAUGCACAAGCAGUUUGCCGGCGUCGUCCAGCGCAUGGGCAAGAGCGGCUUGAUGAAGGGCGGCGACGCGGCGAUGGCCAAGCAAAUGGAGCGCAACCCGAACGCGGUCAUGCAGCAGCUGAGCAAGGCGAUGGACCCGCGCAUGAUGGCGCAGAUGGGCGGCCCCCAAGGCAUGAUGAAGAUGAUGAAGCAGAUGCAAGGCAUGGACCCAAGCCAGCUGGGCGGACUCAUGGGCGGCUUUCCCGGUAUGCCCAGCUUUUAAGAGGAGUCAAUAGAUUUGCUAUGUAAUGCGUUGCCUGGAAAUUGUGUUUGAGUUUUGGC